CGCCCCCUCGCCGCCGGCGUCCGGCUUCCCGGCAUACCCCGCGGCCGCUGAAGGUGAAGUGGUAGUCAUGGCGCUCUCGGUGCCGGCUGCCUACCUGACCCACCAGCAGAAGGUGCUGCGGCUUUAUAAGCGGGCGCUGCGCCACCUGGAGUCGUGGUGCAUCCACAGGGACAAGUACCGGUACUUUGCUUGUUUGAUGAGAGCUCGGUUUGAUGAACAUAAGGAUGAAAAGGACAUGGUGAAGGCCACCCAGCUGCUGAGGGAGGCAGAGGAAGAGUUCUGGCACUGUCAGCAUCCUCAGCCAUACAUCUUCCCUGAGUCUCCUGGGGGUACCUCCUAUGAGAGGUACGAGUGUUACAAGGUUCCCGAGUGGUGCUUAGAUAACUGGCAUCCUUCCGAGAAGGCAAUGUAUCCUGAUUACUUUGCCAAGAGAGAGCAGUGGAAGAAACUGCGGAGAGAAAGCUGGGAGCGAGAGGUUAAGCAGCUGCAGGAGGAAACCCCGCUUGGUGGUCCCAGAACUGAAGCUUUGCCCCCAGCCCGAAAGGAAGGUGAUUUGCCCCCACUGUGGUGGCAUGUUGUGACCAGGCCCCGGGAGCAGCCCAUGUAGAGAAAGAGAGGAAGAUGCCUCACCAGUCACGCUCGCAAGUGAAAUAAGUUACAGGACAUACACUUGCCCUAAUAAAAUAACUCCAUAUGGUUA
Molecule: messenger RNA, 700 nt
Organism: Orcinus orca (killer whale)
Lineage: Eukaryota; Metazoa; Chordata; Mammalia; Artiodactyla; Delphinidae
Gene: NDUFB9
Product: NADH:ubiquinone oxidoreductase subunit B9
Exons: 4
Coding region: 68-607 (179 amino acids)
Biological process (GO): mitochondrial electron transport, NADH to ubiquinone
Source: RefSeq, a predicted model, not a curated record